Molecule: messenger RNA, 318 nt
Organism: Entrophospora sp. SA101
Lineage: Eukaryota; Fungi; Glomeromycota; Glomeromycetes; Entrophosporales; Entrophosporaceae
Source: the annotation of a GenBank genome assembly
AUGGAAACUCGUGCAAAAUUUCGUGAAACAUUUGAAAAACCACUUGGAUGGUUUAAUUCAGUAAAAUUGGAAGAAGGUGUUUACUUUCAAGCACCAGAUGAUAUUACCAAACCAGAUUCACUGUAUUUAAAAUUUCAAAAUGUUUUAAAAGAAAUUAUUGAAAAGGAACCUGAAUUGGCUGAACAAGUAAAAAAUGGUGAAAAAGAUUUAGGAGUUUUAGAGAAUCAUGAAAAAGCUAGGGAAUUUCUUGGACUUGGACCACCAGUAACUUCACUAGUAACUUUACCAUCCGAACAAGAAGAAUUAGAAGAUUCUUAA